Messenger RNA from Lindgomyces ingoldianus, 1555 nucleotides. RefSeq lists its product as uncharacterized. The transcript has 2 exons. Bases 54 to 1382 code for a protein of 442 amino acids. Lineage: Eukaryota; Fungi; Ascomycota; Dothideomycetes; Pleosporales; Lindgomycetaceae. The record is from RefSeq and is a predicted model, not a curated record.
UUUCUAUCUUACGCCCCGACAGUUCCUCCAUCACUUUCCAAUCUUCCUGCGUUAUGAGCAUGCUGAGGCGCAAUUUGACUCGCCUUCGACGUUCUCUCCGAAUUCAGCAAGGCUGCGGACCGUACCAUGGAACUCCACUUUCCAUGCUUUCCAUCGAUAUCAUGCACCUUAUCCUGGAAAUACUUUCGGAAGGAGACUCUCGAACCGAUCUUUUGAAUCUCGCCUUAACUUGCCGUGCUCUUUGGAUAUUUACGCGGCAGUACAUUCCCAAAGACGUCACGUUAUACGCUCAUUCUAACGAUCAGACGUUCGUUCUCUUCCAGAAGUCAGUGAAUAAAGACCAUAGCUACGGUCGAAAUGUCCGGCAUUUGACCUUUACGACUGGCGAAAAGAGUUGUAAUAUAUCCGCCAGGAAGAUUCGAAAGCUGCUCCAAUCUCUUCCAGCAUUGCAUUCACUUGACUUGGGCGGCCUACCGUAUGACCAUAUAGUUCCAACAUUGUUCGCUAAGCCACUUCAAAUGAAAUACACGCUCAAGAAGUUAGAUAUACCCGGUGGUCUAGAUGUAAAAGAUGUGGCUGAAUUGAUCUCAUUCCCAGUCAUUCGGAAAUGGCGAUUCUGGCUUCUCGACGACUUCGAAUUCUACUCGAAGUUCCCCAAAGCAGCGACGGAUAUCUGGUUGAAGGAGCUCAGUUUUGAAGAUUCACAAAUUGCCUUCCCUCUUUUCGCGAACGUCCUUCGCCGAUGUCGGAAUCUUCAGCUCCUAGAGUGCAACCUACCCCUUCAGCGACCUUUGAAGGAGGCCGCAACAUCUCGAGAAAGAGAGAUGGAGACAUUCUCAGCAAUCAAUCUCGCCCCUUCGCUGAUGCAUGUCGCUAAAACUCUAACAAAACUACAACUCUAUGAUGACAAACAAAUUUGGAGGAAAUACGAUGGUUCACGCCUCGACCUUAGCAGCUUCUCAAAGCUAAAGAAUAUCGAUGUCCCAGCCAUGCUCUUCCUUGCGCCUAUUUCUCAAAAUAUACGCCGCGGUGGUGUCUACAAGCUCUUCCCACUGACUGCAGAAACCAUCAAGCUCAAAUUCCCCGCAAAUAUCGGCAUCUUCUAUUCCACAUCUAAUGGGAAACUCGAUGCUGAAGAAUACUCCCAAUUUCUCUCAACUGGGGUUGAUGCGACGCAGUCCGAUUGGAUCCAAGAAUUCGCGAUCAAUAAGUCCUUCAAGUUCCCAGGCCUACAAGAACUGAGUCUUCUCGAGAAUACCUCUUCCUCGGGGAAUCAAGCUUUCAAUAGUCAGAACUGGCUUCAACCUUACUGGAUAAGGGUAUCGUUUGACGAAGCGCAAAUACAGCUUAAAGUGUCUUUGAGGAAGAAUCUCAACAUAUGAGAGAUGAACGAAGGCUCUUGCCUUUUGUUAGAAUAUCCUUUAACGCCUUUCUUUACUCAGCAACUUACCGAGUUACACUCCACUGCAUUCGCACUAGGUACCGAUUGAUUUCUCUAGCAAUACGGUCAUCGAUUCUAAUGUCCCGUCUAAUCGAGGGAGCGCACAAGUUCCGU